UUCCUCCGCGGAGGGCAUAGGCGAUCCAGUGGCGUGACUACUGUCCCGUGCACGCUUCGAACGCGUGGUACUCGGUUUGGGGACUCGCUGGAAGCUCCGCGGCGGCGCGCCGGCCGGUGUCGCGAGCCGAUCCCUGCCCGGCCCGUCCAUGCCGGGUUGUAGGCUGCUGGCGCAGGCCGGCGCCCAGGUGUUGGGCUGUAGCACCAGAGGCCUAGGUGCUGCCCCGGGCUUAGGGAAUAGAACGAAUAUCUGGUUCUGUGUGAGAACUCGCCACAGCAACAGUAGCACUUGGUGGGAUGAGCAUCUUUCUGAAGAAAAUGCCUCAUUUGUUAAGCAACUGGUCUUUGAUGAAAAUAAAGCCCAGUUAUCAAGUAAACUAAAUCCCCUGAAAGAUGAACCGUGGCCUUUACAUCCUUGGGAACCAGGUUCUUCCAGAGUUGGCCUUGUCGCCCUGAAGCUGGGCAUGAUGCCUUUAUGGACCAAAGAUGGUCAAAGGCAUGCAGUCACAUUACUUCAGGUCCAAGACUGUCAUGUGUUAAAAUACACUCCCAAAGAAAGCUAUAAUGGAAAAACAGCAGCCCUCACUGUGGGCGGGAAAACCGUGUCACGCUUAUAUAAACCUGAUUCAAUAUUGGAAUUUUACCGAGAACUUGGAUUGCCACCAAAACAGACAAUUAAAAUCUUUCAUGUAACAGAUAAUGCUGUAAUUAAGCCAGGGACCCCUCUUUAUGCUGCACACUUUCGCCCUGGACAGUAUGUGGAUGUCACAGCCAAAACUAUUGGUAAAGGUUUUCAAGGUGUCAUGAAAAGAUGGGGAUUUAAAGGCCAACCUGCUUCUCACGGUCAAACGAAGACCCACAGGAGACCUGGAGCUAUUUCAACUGGAGAUGUUGCCAGAGUCUGGCCCGGAACUAAAAUGCCUGGGCAGAUGGGAAACCAGAGCAGGACAGCGUACGGACUGAAGGUAUGGAGAGUGAACACUAAGCACAACAUAAUCUACGUGAAUGGCUCUGUCCCUGGACAUAAAAACUGCUUAGUGAAGGUCAAAGACUCUACACUGCCUGCAUAUAAGGAUCACUGUAAAAGCCUGCCAUUCCCUACUUACUUUCCUGAUGGAGACGAAGAAGAACUUGCCGAAGACUUGUAUGAUGAGGACGUGCUGCAGCCCAGCGCACCUUCUAUUACAUUUGCCUGAUGUCACUGGCGUGCCAGAGCUUUCUGUGCUCUGUGCUCUCGAACCAGAACAGUAAUGGAACCAGGGAUCCUGUCCCUCUGCUUAGUGCAAUGCUGUGCUCUUGUUUUUAUCAACAGAAACAAAUGCAUCUCUUCUUCCUCACUUCAGUCUGAUUAGCAAAAUUACUACAUUAAAUAAUGUAAUCACGUGGAUUAGAUUUGUUAAAGUUGUCAGUUAACAAAGAACAAUGUUUUGCCAUUUGUAGACAUAACUCUCUAGACACAUUUAUGUUUAUCUUAAGGGUUUUUUAAAAUAUAUAAACAACUCUUAU
Messenger RNA from Chionomys nivalis (European snow vole), 1505 nucleotides. RefSeq names its product mitochondrial ribosomal protein L3 (gene Mrpl3). The transcript has 10 exons. Gene Ontology annotation, biological process: translation. Gene Ontology annotation, cellular component: ribosome; mitochondrial large ribosomal subunit. Gene Ontology annotation, molecular function: structural constituent of ribosome. The coding region runs from base 149 to 1195 and encodes 348 amino acids. The record is from RefSeq and is a predicted model, not a curated record. NCBI's taxonomy places the organism in Eukaryota, Metazoa, Chordata, Mammalia, Rodentia, Cricetidae.